Messenger RNA from Seminavis robusta, 1920 nucleotides. The record is from the annotation of a GenBank genome assembly. Lineage: Eukaryota; Bacillariophyta; Bacillariophyceae; Naviculales; Naviculaceae.
AUGGAACCUUCUGUAGGAGGAGGCCAAAUGGAUGAUGAGGAAGAGUUGAUGGAUAUCGUGGCUGCCAGAAGUCGAGGGGGAAGUGGAGAGGUUGGGCUCAGAGAGCUGGAAAUGUUUGAACUGGAAAUAAUGCAACAGAGAGAAUACGAGCAAUCAAAGCAAGAGGAAAUCCAUCCCAGUACACCAGGCAACACCUUCGUGGGAGACGAAGUCACCGAAGAACUAAAGGAAGAUGAUGUCUCUACGUCGAAGGUAGUACAAGAUCAAAUGUUUAUAACGAAUCAUCCUCAAGUUACCAGCAAAACUCCGUCAGCAGAAGCUGGUCCAGAGGAAGUGCAACCAAGGUUGACUUGUGUACAAAAUCAGCCAGUCAUGGCUACCGCGCAUCCAGGAGCCUAUGCAGUGGCCCCUGGGAACACAAGCAAUGAAAGUACGGCAGAUGACCAAGCCACCACUCCAAGGGAAGGUAUGGAUGGAUUGGUGGUGGCGAACCCGGUUGAAGAAAAUGAAGAACCUACACAGAUUGCUAGACCCGGCCAUUUGCAUGGAAACACCGGAUCAACCUCAAUGACUCUCAUGAUCCUUGUGCUCAUUGGUAGCCUUCUCUUUGUUGGGGCGAUUGUUGGUUCCAUCUGUGGCGCUGGUCUCUGCAGCAACCAAGAAGGUGAUGUGGAGACUCAGGCUCCCACUUCGAUUCGAUAUUCUGUUUUGGAGGAUAUUAAAAACAGAAUAGAAGAGGCUUUUGGGCCUGACUAUUUUCCCGAAAACGAUGAGCCAGAACCCACCCAGCCAAAGUUCAAGGCUCUUGAUUGGAUUGUGUUUGACGAUCCUCUGCAGCUCAACCCACAUGCCAGCAAUCUUCUACAGAGGUUCAUCUUGUCGUUGACUUACUUUCAAACAUCCCGGGAAAGUGAUUGGCUGGAUUGUGGGCCAUCUACAACUGCAAACGAUGAAACAUGCUGGAUUCGAAUGCGGGGUUUUGAAUCAGUGGCAAGUAGGUGGCUCACGGGUGUUCAUGAAUGUCAAUGGGCAGGAAUUUAUUGUGACGGAGAGAAGGACAUUGCUCAGUUGCAGCUUUACCAAAAUGGAUUGAACGGCCCUCUGCCCACAGAACUUGCCAGUCUUACAGCGCUGGAAUCAAUGCACCUGAAAGGGAACCAACUAACAGGAAGUAUUCCAUUGGAAUUGUUUGGAACCAAGCUCUCCUCAUUAUCCUUGGCAAACAAUUCACUAACAGGGACAGUGCCCACAGAAGUUGGACUCUUUGAUGGGACCGUGCUUCAAUUUGGUUCAAACAGCUUGUCUGGUUCCAUUCCCACAGAGCUCUUUCAGACUGGCAAAAGAAUCACCACUUUUCGUUUUAAUGACAAUAUGCUUACAGGAACUCUGCCCACUGAAAUUGCAGCAUUGCAUGGGCUGAAUCAACUCAUCGUCUAUCUGCAAGGUAACCCUUUACGUGGAACCAUCCGAUCCGAAAUAGGACUUCUGCAAGGCUCUCUCAAAGAACUUGAUAUCAGCUGGACCCAUAUGGAUGGCUCCCUACCAGAGGAACUCUUUACAAAGUGUACCAACUUAAUUUCACUUCGGGUCUCCAACUGUGGCUUGACUGGCACCAUAAGCACUGGACUGCAGCUUUUGACAAAUAUACAAACCUUUGAUGUUUCCAACAACAAGUUCCACGGCACCAUCCCAAAACAGCUUUCUGAUCUGACAGAAUUACGUCAGUUUAUUGUGAAUGGGAAUGGCCUUUCUGGUUCCAUGCCAUCAGCUGUCUGUGCUUUGGCUGACCCUGGAAAGGAAUACUUUGAAGUGACAGCUGACUGUCUCCCAAGUGAAGGAACAGGCAAUCCCAUGGUAGAGUGCUCUUGUUGCACUCUGUGUUGUGAUGGUGAUGCAGAAGACUACUGCCUUCCGGUGUAG